UCCUCUUCUGCCCUCCCCAAAGGGUCUCCAGGAACACUUCCCAUCCCUUUGGUGUAUACAAGGGCAUCCACCCACCCAGCACAUCUGGAAACAGCUGUCUCAGAACAACUGUAAAACUCUGAUCUCACUUCAUUUCUUUUCCCGGAGCAGGUUUUCCAAUUUCCAAGCCCAGCGUGAUCUCCCAGCUGGACCAAGGGGAAGAGCUGUGGGUCCCUGAUCUCCAGGAGUCCCAGGCUAGAGAGAUCCAGAGAAACAUCCCCAGAGAGUCCAUUAUGUUAGGAUGCUGGUGCAAAUGAACUGAGAUGAUGCCCGGGGCAGAUCUGCCCUUCAUGCCCUCAGCUGGAUGCAUGAAGGCAUGCAUGGCACAUGUACCACUACAGAAAACUCUCCCAUUACAGUGUCAUGCACACCCCUAAAGCGGAAUAGAUGUGAAGUGGAAUAGACAUGUGCAACAUCUUGAAAAACAGCAAAUACAGUAAAGUCCCAGCAGGUGAUGAGACGGUGAGUGAGAGCAAUGAAGAGAGUCCUUGUCCGGCCGGUCCUGAGCAAAUGGAACUGAAGGGGACGUUGCUGGGAAGGUGUGAAGGGGAUGAUUCCCAGAUUCCCGGGCAAGGACAAGCCCAAGAAACUCAGUGCAGGCCAGAGAAGCAGCAGGGAACCCCCCCAGGAAAGAUACUGGGUGAAUCCACUUGCCGAGGGGGAGGUUUGGAAGAACCUAAUGAAGCCACGAUCCAGCCAAGAACCUGCACUAAGGAGAAGCGUUUCGAAUGUGCUGAGUGCAGGAAACGCUUUAGUUGUAAAGAACACCUUGUUAGACAUCUGAGAGUCCACACUGGAGAGACCCCGUAUCACUGCCCCGAGUGUGGGAAACAAUUCAGUGACCAAUCUAUCCUUAUUAGACAUCAGCGAACUCAUACAGGAGAGAGACCCUAUAAGUGCACUGACUGCGGGAAAAGCUUCAGUCAGAGGUCAGGCCUUAUUACACAUCAGACAGUCCACACAGGAGAGAAAUGCCAUAAAUGUCCUGACUGUGGACAAACCUUCACUCAGAGAGGGCAUGUUACUAGACAUCGGAGGACUCACACGGGUGAGAGACCCUAUGGAUGCCCAGAGUGUGGAAAAAAGUUCGCUUCCACCUCUGACCUUAUUAUACAUCAGAGAAUCCACACGGGAGAGAAACCCUAUAACUGCCCCGACUGUGGGAAAAGCUUCAGUCACAGCCAUCACCUUACUGACCAUCGGAGAAUCCACACAGGAGAGAGACCCUAUACCUGCCCCGACUGUGGGGAAAGCUUCAAAAGUAAAUCUGGCUUCAAAGUCCAUUGGAGAAGGCACACGGGAGAGUGCCCCUAUCAAUGUUCCAUCUGUGGGGAAAGGUACAAAACCAGGAACUCUCUAACAUGCCACAUGAAACACCACACAGAAUAGUGCCAGACAUUUCCCCUCCUCUCUCUGCAUCUGUAGAGAUAGGAAGAACCAUGAGGAUAAUAAACAGUUGCCCAAUGCCCUAGGGAGUCAAGUGGCACCACUAUUUACUUGUGUGCUGUGUAUUUCAGGAGGACGGAGGCACCAGGUGACAUUAUUAUUAUUACUGUAUUGCAUUAUUCUCUGACACUCUCCCAUCCCAUCCCAGCUCCCUCUGUCAUGAGGAGGCUUUUACUGAGCCAAAGGGUUUACAUGGAUUUCCUGGUCCGUUUUUAGGCAGGGGCUCAGUUCAUAUUGUUGCACACAGGAAUUAUUCUGUAAAUUGCUGCCCCAAGAGGCAUUUUCUCCCUGUUUCUGCAUGGUGGGGAGAGCAGGGGUCUGAAAUUUCUGGAUAGUUGGGUGUCAGUGGAUUGUUUAUUGUUCAUUGAAUUAUUUUCUGGGUAUUGCUCAAUUAUGUGUUU
Messenger RNA from Terrapene triunguis (Three-toed box turtle), 1886 nucleotides. Its product is annotated as gastrula zinc finger protein XlCGF8.2DB-like. The coding region runs from base 445 to 1428 and encodes 327 amino acids. The transcript has 3 exons. Gene Ontology annotation, cellular component: nucleus. NCBI's taxonomy places the organism in Eukaryota, Metazoa, Chordata, Testudines, Emydidae. The record is from RefSeq and is a predicted model, not a curated record.